CCUACCCAUUGCACCAAGGAAAUCCACCGAGGCUCCAAAGAUGGCCGAGACUCAUCCCACUACCCCAACUGACUUGUAUUGAAGAGGUGUACGUAAUGCCUUGUGGAGCGUUGGUUUAAACACGACAUGUUCACCAGAUCAUCUAUUGCCAUUUUAGCUGAUUGUGGAUGUUUCUUCAAGCCCAACUAUACAAUCUACAUUAACCGACAUGACGAAUGUUUUUAAAACAAAUCGACCUCACUACUGCGCUUCGGCCAUCUUAUCUUCCCGACGAAGUAUUGCUCUUUGUCCAGGACAACGUGGGGCUAUAUGAGGGAAAGUACAAGCUUCCCAACCUGCAGAAUGGCCAGGUCUAUCUGACAUCGCAUCGGAUAUGCUACGUCGACAAGCAGGAACCAAGAAAGCACUCUGUGGCUCUGGACUUGAAGGAUGUGGAAAGAUAUGAGUUCUACGCUGGGUUCCUGAAGUCCUCAGCCAAAGUAACUCUUGUCCCCAAACCUCCCAAGCGGGGUUCUCUCCAAUCUCGGGCAGCCGCCGUAUCGUCGAGUCCUUCGAACAGCGGAACCACUUCCCCAUUGCCAAGUUCCGAUGGUCCCUUUCGAUCGCCAUCAACUGGUGCAUCGCAGGCUACAGCGGCCACGUGGGUUUGCACAAUCUGCAGUUUCCCGAACCCAGUACCAUCCAACUUCGAUCCGACCACCGCAAACGCGCAUACGCCACUACCACCAUGUCUAGCUUGUGGCAUCAAGCCGGCAUUGACGCAUGUCCUGAAAGCAGCCAUAUCGAAUGUUACUAGUAGGCAGAUGACCGCGACUGGGUCCAGCUUUGGAACGCCGUUACCUCUUCGCCCAGGGCUAGACAGUAGCAGAAACGCGGCUACGGAACUUGGCGAUUUGGUACAGACAAACUCGGCAUCAACGACGCCGAAGCCUACGACUCCAGACACGGGCGCUGGAUUUCAAUGCCCAAGAUGCACUUUCCUAAACCAUCCGUCUCUAUUAUCGUGCGAAAUAUGCGGCGCGCCUCUCAUAUCUCACGAUGUGCCUCCUUUGCCUGUCGCCCAUGAGCAGCCUAGGACAGACUCGCCAGGGCCAACCCUCAAUUUUGGCAAGGUUACUGGUUUGGAUAAUCCUGACAGUGUCAAGAUAUCCUUUCGAAAUGGUGGCGAGAAGAUAUUUUAUGAAAGGCUCAAAGGCUCUAUGACUCAACGUAAAUGGCUUCUCCAAGAAGCACCCCCUGUUCCCAACAGCAGCAGUGGUACGGAUGAUGGAACUGGUUCAUUAUCGCGGUCAGGUUCUGGUCCUGGCCGCACCCGGAAGACCGCCGGCAUAGCAGGGCUAGAGCAGAUGGGCCUAGAGAGGCGGAAGAACAACGAAUUUGCCAUUGCAAACUCCUUCGAAGACUUGGAGGCUUUGAUGGCUUCUGCCAAGGAAAUUGUUGCCCUGGCUGAGUCGUUCGCCCGCCAGGGCAAUGGUGGUGCAGAUAGCGCAACCUCGGAGGCCAACGCGUUGUUGGCUGAAUCUGCAAGUCAGUUAGGAUUGAUCACGACGAAGGACAUUGUUGGCGGUGGUAGCGGAUCCGGGUCCGAGAACCUGUACCUUUCGGAAUUGGCCAGGAACCUUGCCGAAUUCUUGACUGACGACAGUAGGGGCGUCCUCAAGAAGGCGGGUGGUAUCAUCAGUCUAGUUGAUCUGUGGGCCAUGUUCAAUCGGGCACGAGGAGGGGUAGAACUGGUCAGUCCCAACGAUUUUGAGAAGGCCGCUCAGCAGUGGGAGAAGUUGAAACUGCCCGUCCGUCUACGAACGUUCAAAAGUGGUGUUAUGGUUGUGCAGGGCUCCGAUCGAACGGACGAAACGACCAUCAAAGCAUUGUUGGUAUGGCUACGGGAUUUGCAUGAUGUUCCUCCAGAAAGAGAAGUCGCUUGGGACUGGCAAGAGUUUGGUCGUGGUGUCACUGCACAAGACGCUGCUGAGAAAUUUGGCUGGAGUAUUGGAGUUGCUGAAGAAGAGCUUGAAAUGGCGGAAGAGCGUGGCGUCCUGUGUCGAGAAGAGGGUAUAGAGGGCUUGAAAUUCUGGGAGAACUUUAUUGAUACAGGGGAACGACGGCGUCGCCGACGACGAACCCCUACACAGACUGACCAGAUCAUCAAGGCCUUGAAUGAUUCUGGUCUGAUCUGAAUUCAACGUUCAUAAUCGACAGAUCGUAUGGUAGUUGAUGGACUUAACAUACCAUUGGCUCUAGAUUACUUACCACCAACAAGCUAGAAUGACAUUAAUAAAGCAAGUCAACAC
Messenger RNA from Pseudomassariella vexata, 2291 nucleotides. RefSeq names its product EAP30/Vps36 family-domain-containing protein. The record is from RefSeq and is a predicted model, not a curated record. Gene Ontology annotation, biological process: protein transport to vacuole involved in ubiquitin-dependent protein catabolic process via the multivesicular body sorting pathway. NCBI's taxonomy places the organism in Eukaryota, Fungi, Ascomycota, Sordariomycetes, Amphisphaeriales, Pseudomassariaceae. Gene Ontology annotation, molecular function: phosphatidylinositol-3-phosphate binding; ubiquitin binding. Bases 216 to 2177 code for a protein of 653 amino acids. Gene Ontology annotation, cellular component: ESCRT II complex; late endosome membrane. The transcript has 3 exons.